AUGUUGAUGAGCACUCACGCCAACUGGCCAAUGAAUGGAAGGCCAUCCCGAGUAAUUGAGUGUACGAGCUAUAACCGUCUAAGAAGCCAGGGCAGGUGGCUGACUAAAUGGAGUAGGAGGCUGAAUACCUCGAACAUGAAAAUGCCAAGUAGUGGGGUGAGGACCGGGUGUGGGAACGAGGAGCUCGCAGCUACAAUAUUGAACAUUCAUAAAACUGACUUGCCUGGUCACGUCUACAAGUGUGUUAGAGGUGCCGGACAAGCUACCUCGGCCGAGACCCAGGUGAUUAUCCUUGCCGCCUAUCUUUCAAGCGUUGUGGCCGAGAAGACUUUGACAGUUCAGUACUACUGA
Sphaerulina musiva SO2202 is the source of this 351-nucleotide messenger RNA. RefSeq lists its product as uncharacterized. The coding region runs from base 1 to 351 and encodes 116 amino acids. NCBI's taxonomy places the organism in Eukaryota, Fungi, Ascomycota, Dothideomycetes, Mycosphaerellales, Mycosphaerellaceae. The record is from RefSeq and is a predicted model, not a curated record. The transcript has a single exon.